AUGGAAACCUAUGACAUAGAGCAGCUGUCUCAGUAUGCUGAACAAGGUGAUCUAAAUAGCAUCUCACGUAUGUUUGACCACUACUCUUAUCUCAGUAAGGAAAGAAACCAAUUACAGUUGUGUAAACUGCUGUGUAUAGCGUCUCAGAACGGACACGUAGACAUCGUGGAGUACUUGAUAAAGAAUGGAACUGAUGUCAAUGAAACGAAUGAAGAUGGAUGCACUUCACUGUUCGUGGCAUCUCAGAGCGGCCACACAGACGUUGUAAAAUACUUGAUAAAAUGCCAGGCUGACGUCGCUACUACCGAUGAAUACGGGCGUACAUCGUUGUAUAUUGCAUCUCGGAUUGGCUGUCUCGAUAUAGUAGAGUAUUUAUCUCGGAAUGGUGCUGACGUCAAUGCAAAAAAUAAAGAUUGGUUCACAGCACUAAUGGUUGCAUCUUAUUAUGGCCAAGUAGAUGUGGUAAAAUAUCUGACGAAUAAGGAAGUCGACGUGGAUGCAAAAAACAAAGAAGGGCGUACCUCACUGUUUAUUGCGGCUGAGAAAGGCUACCUUGAAAUUGUAAAAUGUUUGUUGGAAAAACGGGCCGACGUUAACGUUAAAGAUGGAAAUUGGUGCACAGCGCUGCAUGCUGCAUGUCAAAUGGGAUAUCGAGACAUUGCUGAAUGUCUGAUAAAUGCCGGAGCUAAAGUUGAUGUAAAAAAUAAAAAGCAGUCUGAAUUUCGAAGUCCUUUGGAACAGUCGUCCCCGGUCUCGUCGUUACUUGAAUCGUCCUGGAUAAAUAAUGCUGACAUUUUAAACAAUAUGACAAAAAAUAGUGUUGACACAAAAGCAAACCAUGAAAAUCAGUGGACAGCACUGAUGUUUGCUUCCUUAAAUGGACACUUCAAUGUGGUAAAAUAUUUGUUUACACCGUUAAUGUGCGCUUCACAAAAUGGUCAUACAGAAAUUUUGAGUUAUUUGAUGAAAAAUAUGGCUGACAUUAAUGCGAAAAGUAAACAUCAGUCUACACCGCUGAUGAUCGCAGUUGUGAACGAACAGUUAGAUAUCGUUAAACUUUUGUUGGAAAAUGGAGCCAAAACUAAUCCAGCAGAUAAUGAUGACAUAUAA
This is a messenger RNA of Enterobius vermicularis (human pinworm), 1110 nucleotides long. The record is from the annotation of a GenBank genome assembly. Lineage: Eukaryota; Metazoa; Nematoda; Chromadorea; Rhabditida; Oxyuridae.